Messenger RNA from Bipolaris sorokiniana ND90Pr, 1030 nucleotides. RefSeq lists its product as uncharacterized. The record is from RefSeq and is a predicted model, not a curated record. Bases 157 to 594 code for a protein of 145 amino acids. NCBI's taxonomy places the organism in Eukaryota, Fungi, Ascomycota, Dothideomycetes, Pleosporales, Pleosporaceae. Gene Ontology annotation, cellular component: BLOC-1 complex. Gene Ontology annotation, biological process: endosomal transport. The transcript has a single exon.
GUUGGGGUUCAUAUGGCGGACAAAGAGUAGCGAGUUUCCAGUCGACAUGUGUACCACGGAUUGCGCUUGUUGCCCGGCCACCCACAUCAAGCGGCACUGUACACUACUUUCCACUAAGCUAGCAGCAGCCUAUACCGUCCAUUUAUCGCUUCAAAUAUGAGCAGCACCCAGCGGUCCGUCUCGAGGACUGCCCCGCAAACUGUCAAUAUGUCUUCCCCAAGCGCAUCGUCAGAGGAAGCAGCUCGCCGCCAGGCGGAAGCGCGCGCCGCCGUCACAGCAUCUUUGGCGUCUGUAGGCGCGUCUGUCGACAAUGAGAUGCGCACGCGGACAGCGGAUCUGAAUACCAACUCGGUAGCAAUAACUAAGCAGGAGAAGGAACUGGCAAAGCAGACAGCGGUGCUGGCCAAACAGCGGGCCGAGUGGGACAAGCUGUUGCAGGGAGGCACCAAGAAACUGAACGAGGUGGGAGAUAUACAGAACUGGGCAGAGAUGAUUGAGCGAGACUUACUGGUACUGGAAGAGACGAUGAGGCUAGUUGAUGGAGAAGGAGACGGUGGGAGGGAGGAGUCUGCGAGCGGGACGCGCAGGUGGUAAGUACGGGAUGGUGGUACUCACGUAUCAUGUAUGGGCACCCUGACGGGAGAUGGGAGAUGUUGCAGUUGGGUAGGCGGUGUUUUCAUGAACCUACUGGCUAUGACUUCUACUGAGAUACAUAAAUGUUGUCGUUUUUUUUGGCUAUGAAGUCAUGGAUGGUGCAAUAGUAGCUCUGUGUUAUGUACGGAUGUCGUCAUGGCCAGGUUGGGGUGAUGAUGUGGGGUUCUUUGAUUGUAGUGUGAAGCCGUGGUCGCUUUGGAGGCGUAGUCGUGAGCGAUAGACACUGGCAACGCAAGUACCUUUCAAGUAUAUUCCAUGGGCGUCUAUAGGUCCGGACGAACAGGACCGUCUCUCUAGAUAGUCACGGAGGGCAGGGAGUUGUUGUGGGAUGCUCCACGCUCGGAUCAGUGGGGGGCUCGGGCGGGCUACAAGGGAG